Dermacentor andersoni is the source of this 747-nucleotide messenger RNA. RefSeq lists its product as uncharacterized. The record is from RefSeq and is a predicted model, not a curated record. Lineage: Eukaryota; Metazoa; Arthropoda; Arachnida; Ixodida; Ixodidae.
UUUAGCGUCACAAUGCCGAGGGGGGAAUUCCCUGUGUUGACGCCGCGAGUUCAGGCAGGGAAAACAGCUUGUAGAAGGAGGGAAGUGGGCCGCGGCAAAGAGGGUGCCCUUCCCUCCCCCCCUCCCUCCCCGCAUGCAAGAAGCGUAGCCGAGUCUAUUUAAGAGGCCACCGCUCCGCCAGAGAGGGCGCCCGGAACGAGACGAGGAUCCAUACACGCGCUCGGAGAAGCACGUGCGAAGGACCACCAUGAGAGUCGCGCUUCUUCUCACGGUGCUGCUUGUUGCCAUCGGCGUUGUGAUGGCGGGCUACCGUAGAGGCUAUGGCGGAUACGGAGGCUAUGGCGGAGGAAGAUACGGAGGCUACGGCGGAGGAGGAUACGGAGGAUACGGAGGCUACGGCGGAGGUGGAUACGGAGGUGGAUAUGGAGGCGGUUACCGAGGUUCCUAUCGACCCGGCUACGGUGGCUACGGCGGAUACGGUGGCUAUGGUUAUGGCCGCGGCCAUCGUCACUCCCAUCAUCAUCGUCAUCACCACCCUCAUCAUCACCAUCACCACCACAGACCACAUGGUUACGGCGGAUACGGUGGUGGCUACGGUGGUGGCUAUGGUGGUGGCUACGGUGGUGGCUACGGCGGUGGUGGCUACGGUGGAUAUGGUGGUUACGGAUACGGGCGUUGACAAGAACUGCUUUUGUUGUGUAAAAAUGGUCGAUGUUAUCGUUGUAUAAAUUAUGGUUUGGCGGCAAA